AUGUCUACUGCCGCAGACAAUCUCGCCGACUCCCUGGCUAAAACCUCCCUCAACGACACCAACGGCGACGUCAAGGUCGACGCCGCUGCUGCCAGUGCUGAUGAGGGUCGUCGGCUCUAUAUUGGGAACCUCGCAUAUGCGACCACUGAGGGGCAACUCAAGGAAUUCUUCAACGGCUACACCAUUGAGAGCGUUGCCAUUCCUGUGAACCCUCGUACCAACCGUCCCGUGGGCUAUGCCUUUGUCGAUCUGGCAACCGCCCAUGAAGCCCAGGACGCUAUUCAACAGCUCUCUGGCAAGGAAAUUCUCGAACGCAAGGUGUCUGUGCAAGUUGCUCGCAAGCCCGAACCCGCCGAGGCUAAGGAAGGUGCAGUGAGUGGCGGUGAAGGUGCCAGCGGUGGAGAGGGUCGCAAGAGGGGCAUCAAGCGUGGUCGUGGCCGUGGCCGUGGCGGCCGUUUCGUCCGUGGUGGCCGUACCCGCACUGAAGCUCAAAACGGCGAAACUGAGGCUGCCGUCCCCACCAACGUCCCUGGUCAGGCCAUUCCCUUGACCGAAGCUGCUGUUGAAAAUGAGGCUGCAGCCAAAGAAACCAAGACUCGCGGUCCUCGUCCUCAGAAGCAGCGUGGACCUCCCGAAGACGGUAUCCCCUCCAAAACCAAGGUCAUGGUCGCCAAUCUUCCUUAUGACCUCAACGAGGAGAAGCUCAAGGAACUUUUCAAGGAUUACGAACCCGUUUCAGCCAAGAUCGCCCUUCGUCCCAUUCCUCGCUUUAUGAUCAAGAAACUCCAGGCCCGCAAUGAGCCCCGCAAGGGCCGUGGCUUCGGAUUCGUCACUUUGGGAUCCGAGGCUCUCCAGGAGAAGGCCGUCCAGGAAAUGAACGGAAAGGAAAUCGAAGGACGCGAAAUUGCCGUCAAGGUCGCCAUCGACAGCCCCGGCAAGGAAGAUGUUAUUCCUGGUGAAGGUGAAGAACAGGCUGCUGAACCCGCAGCCGAGCAGGCCACUGCUUAGAGGACAGUUAUUAUCGAACAGGGGAUGAUUACAAGGCUUGUGACGGACAAUAUUUUAUGAAAGCCGCAUGUCUUAAGAAGGUGACAGAAGUAGGCCGAAUACUUUGUGUCUGCGUGUUUGAUACGUUGCGGCCAAGGGUAGGCUACUUGAAGCGAUCUCUAUGGAUUGAGAACUAAUCGAUUCAUUUAACAUUUCAUUCUUUGUAUUUUAUCAACGAAUCUAGCUUAUGCGUUGAGA
This is a messenger RNA of Talaromyces stipitatus ATCC 10500, 1245 nucleotides long. Its product is annotated as RNP domain protein. The record is from RefSeq and is a predicted model, not a curated record. Gene Ontology annotation, molecular function: mRNA binding. The coding region runs from base 1 to 1008 and encodes 335 amino acids. The transcript has 4 exons. Gene Ontology annotation, cellular component: cytosol. NCBI's taxonomy places the organism in Eukaryota, Fungi, Ascomycota, Eurotiomycetes, Eurotiales, Trichocomaceae.